AUGAAGUCCAAGAUUCUGGCUGCGGUUCCAGACCCAAAGUCACCCUUGUCGGGCAUAUUUAUUGCCGAGUCUGCAGGUUUCGUUCGGCAAGUCAAAUUGACUUCCUCCGAACCACAAGCGACGUAUCGUGGCCCAAAAGCUCCAGUUACUUGUCUGGCAAUAGGGGGUGCGGACAACAAAACUAUUUUUGCAGGAUCAUGGGACAAGGAUAUCUGGUCAUGGGACAUUGCGUCGACUCAGCUUGGACGCAAAUACAGCGGCCACUCGGAUUUUGUAAAAGCAGUACUUUGCGCCAAGCUCAAAGACAAGGAUAUUCUCAUCAGUGGUGGAGCCGACAAGAAGAUUCUCGUCUGGGAUAUCGAAACAGGUCGUAGACUGCACACCAUUCAAGAUCCCACGACAAGCAUGCUCGCCAUUCAACAUUUAGCUUUGGAUCCGGUACUCACCACCCGGGAAGAGAUCGUGUUGGUAAGUGCCGGCAGCGAUCCUCAUAUUCGGCGAUGGAAAGUUGGUCUUGAUGGCUACGAGCAAAUAACAGAGGCAUUUCACGAUCGUCCUAGCGCUGAGAGGUUAACGAUUGAGGAGCACGACACGAGCGUCUAUAGGGUGGUGUUUGACGUGGAUGGGGAGGAUGUUGACUUGUGGACUGCAAGUGCAGACGGAACGGCAAAGUGCCUAUCUAGGUCCCGGAACUUUGUCGCUGAAGAUGAUCUGAAUCAUGGUGACUAUGUCCGGGCGGUUCAACCAACCGAACAAUGGGUUAUUACAGCUGGAAGGGACGAACAUGUCAAGGUGUGGGACAGAGCCACGGGGAAGCUCUAUUGCUCUCUGGAAGGCCACUUUGACGAGAUCACAGACCUGGUACUGCUUCGCAAUGCUGAGGGCUCACCCGAGAAAAUCUGUAGCGUCAGUAUCGACAGGACGAUACGCACCUGGCCGCUUCAAAAGACGGAUCUGGAUGAUGUCGUCAAAGAGGUUGAAGAAGCCAAGAAGCCAAGUAUCAAGGAGGCCCAAACCGGCAGCGAGAGUCUCCUGACAGCUGAAGAGGAAGCAGAGCUGGCAGAACUAAUGGAUGACUAA
Molecule: messenger RNA, 1080 nt
Organism: Metarhizium acridum CQMa 102
Lineage: Eukaryota; Fungi; Ascomycota; Sordariomycetes; Hypocreales; Clavicipitaceae
Molecular function (GO): protein binding
Source: RefSeq, a predicted model, not a curated record